ACUCCAGCACCCUCAUAGCGCCACCUCCGGGAGGCCGAGAGUGCGUGGCAUCUUUUUAUAAGCUUUCAUUUUUGGCAGCUGGCUUGGAAUUCUGAGGGGAAACUUCGGUGGGCUGUUCUAAAGCUACUUUAAGAGGCUCGUGUGUUUGUUUUGACGUUCCGCCUCGACUCUUGGACAGCGCGGCAAAAAUAACAAGAGAACGUUUCCUCCUCCUCACAGUCACCUGUGCAUUUACCAACUACUAGAUUUAUUUCUAAUCAAUUAUGCCAGGGACUCCCUAAUUUUGCAUAACUUGCUGAAAGCAGGAUGUUCCACCUCCAGUUUGGUAUUUAGAGUCUAUUAUUUAAUUCAUGCAACCUGUUCCAGUCCUUUUCAAAGCAGAAAUCAAACACUUUAACUCGAAGAGUAGCUGCCAGGAGAGAAAAGACAAUUGUUGGAAGGUUGCAGGAGAGACACCACAAAUACCUACGCUGGCUCUACUAGAAGAGGCAAAGGCAGUUGCUAUGCAUUCCCUUCAAAUCGGCAAAGGAGAUUCAACUCAUGUCUUCAGUCCUCGUGUCUUCUGUUGUCUUUGCUGCAGACUUUCUCCCUACCACCCAGCAUGGAGUUCUGGUUUCCAUCGUGGAUACACUUUUGCUCUUCUUGAACAACUCCUGUGAAUUCCCUUAGUUCAUGCUUUUGGCCUUCUUGUGAUUUUGCAACUUGGACUGUUCAUCUUCAUAAGCUUGGUUUUUCAAUGCUAGGACGUUUGAAAUGGUCUUGAGGUUUUGUGGUUGCUGGUGAUGCUUUGCGGAACUUAGAACCCUAGCUUCCUUUUGCUUGGUGAGCUUGCCAGUCCCUGUGAGUGCACACAGAUCAUGGAAGUGCCCCAGCAGCCUUGCUGUUAGAGAAGAAUCCUGUUUGGAAGUCAGACAAAUGGCUCAACUCUGCACCUUCUCUUGAGAACUUGGGCUUUUUCAGGUGACUUCUGAAGUAUGGCUGGCCACAAUAUUUCCUCCUGCGUUGAACCUAUACUGACACCCCAUUUAACCAGGCUCUACUUCGUUGUGCUCAUUGGAGGGCUGGUGGGCAUCAUCUCCAUUUUGUUCCUGCUAGUGAAAAUGAACACCCGGUCUGUAACCACCACAGCAGUUAUUAACCUGGUGGUGGUCCACAGUGUUUUUCUGCUGACAGUGCCUUUUCGCUUGACCUACCUCAUCAAGCACACUUGGACAUUUGGGUUGCCCUUCUGCAAAUUUGUGAGCGCCAUGGUGCACAUCCACAUGUACCUUACAUUCCUGUUCUAUGUGGUGAUCCUGGUCAUCAGGUUCCUCCUCUUCUUCAAGCACAAGGACAAAAUGGAAUUCUAUAGAAAACUGCAUGCUGUGGCUGCCAGUACCGGCUUGUGGCUACUGGUGAUUGUCAUUGUGGUGCCCCUGGUUUUUUCUCAUUAUGGAACUCAGGAGGGGUAUGAUAAAUAUCACUGUUUUAAAUUCCACAAAGAACUUGCUCAUGUACCUGUGCAAGUCAUCAACUAUAUGAUAGUCAUUAUUGUCAUAAUCAUUGCGGUGAUUCUUUUGGUCUUCCAGAGUAUCAUCAUCAUUUUGAUGGUGCGGAAGAUACGCCACUCCUUACUAUCCCACCAGGAGUUCUGGGCCCAGUUGAAAAACUUGCUUUUUAUAGGGGUCAUUCUUGUUUGCUUCCUUCCCUACCAGUUCUUUAGGAUCUAUUACUUGUACACUGUGGCAAACUCAAGUGAAUGCAACAACAAUGCUGCAUUUUACAAUGAAAUCUUCUUGAGUGUAACAGCAAUUAGCUGCUUUGAUUUGCUGCUCUUCGUUCUCGGGGGAAGCCAUUGGUUUAAGCAAAAGAUAAUUGACCUAUGGAAUUGCCUUUUGUGCCGUUAGCCACGAACUACAGUAUUCAGAACUACUUCCUUUAUAUUGAGAGUGAAGACAGGAAUGGUUAUUUCAUUACUUGAUUAAAAAACCAUGCCUUGAUGUGGUCAAACAGAAGGACUAUAAAAUGUCAGAGGAUUCAUUUCAGCCCUUAUUUAACUCCUACCAUCUCUGAAUGAUACCUAUACAAGGACUAGUGAUGUUCAGUCCACCUGGAGUUACAAUACUGCAUUAUUUUCCAAUGUAAAAUGUCUACUUGGCCCAUUCAGGUACCAUGGGUCUAAUGGUUUCUGAGUUUUACUAGCUUAAUGUAGGCUUGUGGAUUUUUUCCCUCCUGCCCAUAUUUCUACUAUUUCCCUCAAAGUUUCAAAAUUGUGAAACUUUGGAACUGGUCUGGCUUCAUAUUUGAUCCUUCAGAAACUGAAGCAAUUCAUGUUAGGAAGGGAAGAACUGAAUGAAUUAAGGCAACUUUUUUUUUUUUCCAGCAAGGUAAAUGCUCAGGAUUUAAAGAUUUUUCUUUAUUUGUUAUACUCUGUGGAUCCAUAAAUUCAUCAGAUGAGUAAGAAAUACCCCUGUGGGUUUUUAUGAUCACUAAAAUUAUGGAGUCAUAGAAAUUAGUUUUGAGGGAGAAAAAGCAAUAACAUACUGUAUACAGGACUUAUUCUCAAAUUUUUUCCUGUUUUAAAUUUUAUCUGUUCUUUUUUUCAAGUUCUUUUAAGAACUUAAUUUCUAUUUGUCUUCUUUUCCCAUCUUUUCUUAGUUUUUCUUCUUUCUCAUUUGACCUAUAAAUUUGUAAGAAAACUUCUAAGACCCCAAAAAAUUUUACGAAAAUUUGCUAUACCCAUAAAAUUUGUAGGAAAAUAAUUAUGGUAAAAUAUUUUAAAAAUUUAAAAAGUAUUUACAGGAAUGACAUUGUUUCUCUUCUUAUAUAUCCAUGUCUUAUUAUCAUAAUAUCUGUUAGCUUGUAGAUUGUAUUAUAUAGUCUCUUACAGAUUUUAAAUAUGUUAAUGUCAGGCAAUAUGCUUUUCUCUGUAUUAUCACAUAUUAUAAUAAAGACCUAUUUAUAUAAAUAAAUAUAAAUAGGCCUAUUUUUGUGGACCUAUAAGAAAUAUUAUCCCAAAUAUAGAAAUGCAAUAUAUAAAAUAUCUUAUUCAUUAAUAUUUACAGAAUAAUGAAAAAAUUCAUUUUGCCAGUUCUUUGUCUCAAAUUGUUUUAAAAAUAAAUCUUUUGCAGGAUUGGGAGUGACAUUGGCCACUCAGGCCACUUUUGGUCUGGUAUUUGAUGGCUGGGGUCAGAGGCUAGACACCCUGCCUUGUGCACAAUUAAAAAUUAUCAGGACUUGCUCUGUAUUUGAAUAUUCUUCCAGACAUUCAUGAAGUAAAACAUAUGCUCAUAAUAAUCAGAACAGUUAGUUACAUUUUAUUCAGUUUUCAUAAACACAUAGCAUUUUCUUAGUAUGGUUUUAAUUUUCUGAAUUUUUCAGAAAUGCAGCUACCAUAGAUAUUGAGGAAAGAUUUUACUCUGUCUUCCUCAGAACUUUACCAAGAGUUGUUCAUUCCUUUGGAAAAUCACAUUAUCAAUGGCAACACCAUCUGUGGAAUUAACAUACAACACAACACACAUGUAAACAAUACAGGUGCCAACAUCAGACUGCCUCAUUUUGUCUCCUUUUGUGACCGUAUCUGAGCAUUUACACAAUGAAAUACAUAUAUUUUAUUAUAAACAACUUUCUCUUUUGUUACUCAUAUAUAUAUAUAUAUAAAACAAUUUGAACAUUAUAUAUGUGUAAAAGGGUUAUAUUAUCUGUGAAUUUUAUUUUAGAGUGGCAAAAGUGUUACCAAAUAUCUACAAUAAAAAGUAAGGCAUUCGGUCUGCAAAGACUGAGAACCAAUGUCUACCACAGACAUAGUCAAUUUAAAAGGGAGAUUUGCCAAUUUUAUGACAUUAUAAACUGGAAAGAUGCUUCUAUAUUUUGGGAAUACUUAACCUCAGUUUGAUUCAGUUCUAAAUGAUGUCUUUCAUUUCUGUCAUGAUUAAACAGUAAAUGCAACUUUUAGGAAAAUACAAAGAAAAUGUAUAUGUAUUUUUCCUUUUUGAUAAGACAACGGAAUUUUCCGUGAACCUCUCAACUCUCAAAUUGGCUCAUAGUCAGUAUCUACCAGAUUUUGAACCCGGGAAAAUGAUAAUUUUUUUUUUCAGUGAAAUGAGUUUGUGUGUAAUGAUUCAAGAAGUGCUGAAAAUCUGCAAACCCUCCCCAAAUCCUCCUCAAUGGGACUGCCAUUAAAACAACAUUCCUAGGUUAACAGGGCAGUUCUUCCAAAGGAGGGCAGCAGGACAAUCCACUCCAGCCAUCAACUCUUGAGUGUGAAAUCAAUGAGGUGAACCUUUGAGAAACUCCAUCUCUUAGAUUUGGUAGAUUCUGCUCACUUAAUCUCAAAUAACAUAGACCAAGGAAUCUCAUAUAUAUUGGGGCUGAUAGGAAUAAGGAAAUUCCUUGUGAUAGAGGAUAACUAGAGCAUUUGGAAAACAGUUGGUAACAAAAACCCUAUUGUAAAAGGGGCACAGUAAUGGUGGAUUUGCUUGGAUGAUGCUGAGAAAUCUCAUUAGGCAAAAGGGUGUCUACAGAUAUCAGAAACCAGCCAUCAGCCAGAGAACCUGAGAAGGAUUUUGGUCUUUGCAAGACUGAACCCUAUUUCUGUGAUAGAACCAGAAUGCUAGGCAUUUAGCAAGAUAGAACUCAGAAAAAUGAGCAAGUUCUGUCUUCUGAAGGGGUAUACAUGUUGGCUGGAACUUCCAGAGAUAGGAGUUGGGCCCCAAUGUCAAAGUGAACUUGAUGGAGGCUUCAAUAUGACACACUGUAAAAGCUAUGGUAAUCAAACAGUAUCAUAUAAAAAUAGACACAUAGAUCAAUGAAACAGAAUAGAGAGCUCCAAAAUAAACCAAUACAUAUAUAGUAAAUUACGUUAUGACAAGGUGCCAAGAAUAUAAAUGGAGAAAGGAUAGUCUCCUUAAUAAAUGUUGUUAGGAAAUUUGGACAACCACAUGCAAAAGAGAGAAAAGAGAUUCCUAUCUCAUACCAUAGACAAAAACCAACUCAAAAUGAAAUAAAGACAGAUUCAAGAUCUGAAACUGUAAAACUCCUAGAAGAAAACACAGUUAAUAAUAACAUCUUUGACACUGGUCUUGGCAAAAAUUUUUUUGGAUUUGACACCAAAAGCAAAGGAAACAAAAGCAAAAAUAAACAAAUGGGAAUUCAACAAAACUAAAAAGCUUCUGUACAGAGAAGGAAACAAUAAAAUGAAGACCUAUAGAAUGGAGAAAAUAUUUGCAAAUCAUAUAUCAGAGAAGGGUUAAUACCUAAAAUAUAUAAAAUACUCACACAACUCAAUAGCAAAAAGCCAAACAGUUCAAUUUUUAAAAUGGGCAGAGGAAUUGAAUAGACGUUUUUCCAAAGGAGAUAUACAAAUGGCUAAUAGGUAUGUGAAAACAUUCUCAACAUCAAUAAUCAUCAGGAAAAUGCAAACCAAAACCACAAUAAGAUAUUACCUCACACUGUUAGAAUGGCUAUCAUCAAAAAAUUAAGAGAUGACAAAUGUUGUUAAGGAUCUGGAGAAAAAGGAACACUUGUGCACUGUUGGUAGGAAUGUAAAUUGGUGCAUCCACUAUGGAAAACAAUAUGAAGUUUCCUCAAAAACUUUAUUUUAAUAAAAUAUAACUAUUAUAUGAUGCAGCAAUCCAAUUUCUCAGUAUAUAUCCGAAGAAAUUGAAAACAAGAUCUCGGAGAGAUAUCUGCACUCCCAUGUUCAUUGCAGCACUAUUCACAGUAGCCAGGAUGUGAAACAACCUAAGUGUUCAUCAGCAGAUGAAUGGAUAAAGGUAUAUCAUAUAAAUAUAUGUGUGAUUCUACAUACGGUAUGUGGAAUCUAAAAAGAAAAUCAAAGUUUUAGAAGUAGAGAGUAGAAGUGUGGUUACCAGGGGCUGGGAUGGUGGGGGAAAUUGGGGGAUGUUGGUCAAAGGGCAUAUAUUUGUAGUUAUGUGAGUAUGAAUAAGUUUAGAGAUCCAAUGUAAAGACGUGGUGACCAUACUUAACACUGUACUGAACAGUGGAAAUAUGCUGAGAGUAAAUUUCAAGUGCACUUGUCACACAACACAAACAAUGGUAACUGUGAGAUAUUUUAUUAACUAAUGACUGAGUAAUCACUUCACUAUGUAUAUGUAUAUCAAAUUGCAUCCUAUACACCUUAAAUAUAUUUAACUUUUAUUUAAAAAUCUUUAACUAUAGUAUUAGCUUCUAACUUCUGUCAUACUUAAAAUACUAUCAAUACAAAAGUUUACAAAAGAUGAACAGGAAAAGGAAAAUGUGUUGGUUUAUUUUAGCACUAGGUGGCAGCCCAAAGUAAAAAAUUGCAUUUGCUUUUUAAAGCUUGUUACUUCAAUUUUGGGGGUUUUUAAAAAAUUUUUGUAGUUGUUUUGGUUUUUCGGGGGGGGUGGAGAGGAAGGAAGUAAUUAAGUUUUUUAAUUUAUUUUUUUAAUGGAGGUAUUGCAGAUUGAACCCAAGACCUCGUGCAUACUAAGCAUGUACUUUACCAGUGAGCUAUACCAUCCCCCCCUUAUUACUUGAGUUUUAAGUUUAUUUUUAAAAAGGGGGGAAGGUAGAGAAAAAAAAGUGAAGUAAUAAUAACCUUUUAGAGUUUUCAAAAUUCUGCACUUAGAUUCUCAGGUUUUUUCUUUAAAGGAAAAUUUCAACUCUGUUUUCCUGUGGCAAGUCAACUGAGAUAUUGUUAAAAUGUAUUUCUUUAGCUACAUGAGA
Camelus dromedarius (Arabian camel) is the source of this 6687-nucleotide messenger RNA. It is a transcript of the gene GPR141, whose product is annotated as G protein-coupled receptor 141. The transcript is spliced from 5 exons. Gene Ontology annotation, molecular function: oxysterol binding; G protein-coupled receptor activity. Lineage: Eukaryota; Metazoa; Chordata; Mammalia; Artiodactyla; Camelidae. Gene Ontology annotation, cellular component: membrane. Gene Ontology annotation, biological process: G protein-coupled receptor signaling pathway. The coding region runs from base 975 to 1886 and encodes 303 amino acids. The record is from RefSeq and is a predicted model, not a curated record.